Molecule: messenger RNA, 914 nt
Organism: Ceutorhynchus assimilis (cabbage seed weevil)
Lineage: Eukaryota; Metazoa; Arthropoda; Insecta; Coleoptera; Curculionidae
Source: the annotation of a GenBank genome assembly
GAACAUUUAGUUAAUUGUUAUCAAAUCAUUCGUUUUGAGACAAACCAAAAUGAGGCUGCAAUAUUUGCUUAUAUUAUUUGCUGUAGCUGAAAGCAAACAGGCCUUAAUCAAGGAUCAAGUUGGCUUCUACAAUGUAAAUGACACAAUCAAGAUAGUGGGUGGUGAACCUACCGAUAUUUUGAAUUUCCCUUAUCAAGUCUCUUUGCAAUAUUAUUACAGGCAUAUUUGCGGAGGCUCUAUCAUAUCACAGAGAUGGAUUGUGAGCGCCGCUCAUUGCACUCAAAUCUCGUGGCUUUCAAAUACGGCACCACUAGCAGGCUUCACAGUCCGCGUUGGAAGCUCCUUCGUCCAAUCAGAAGGCAGAGUUUUAGCUGUAUCCAACAUCGUAGAACAUCCCGUCUACGGAAACUCAGCGGCAAGCGCUUACGAUUACGAUAUCUCUCUAAUUAUGGUUUCCAGCCCGAUAAGCUACAGCCCUUCAAUUCAACCCAUACCAUUACCACCUAUAAACCAGAAACCAAUCCCAGGUGCUAGUUGUUUGAUAACAGGCUGGGGCGAUUUGCUAGAAGGUGGUUCAAGUCCAGCCAGACUUCACGUAGUCGACGUACCGUGGAUCAGUAACGAAAGCUGUACAGAGUAUUAUGGUGCACCUGUGAUCACCUACAAUAUGAUGUGCGCUGGAUCGCCGGAAGGAGGAAGAGACGCUUGCCAAGGAGAUUCUGGAGGCCCAUUAGCAGUCGAUGGGGUUCUCAUGGGCGUAGUUUCGUGGGGUGCUGGAUGCGCCAGGCCCAACCGGCCAGGAGUUUACGCUUACUUGCCCGCUGUGAGGCAAUGGAUCAACGAAACGACAGGACUUUGAUUGAUUCAUGAUAAUUGUAAAAUGGAUAAUAAAGGGAUUUUCCUAAAAAAUAGUA